GGAGGAGGAGAGGGGAGGGAAGGCAUCGCUCCGGGAGGCUGGCAUGAGUCGCCGGUGAGAAGAGAGCCAAGGGGGGAGAGAGGAAGGCGGAGGGCGGAGGGCGCAUGGCGGGCGCGCAGGUGCCCAUGUGCCAGGCCGUCCUUCCCACGCACAGCGACCAGCGUGGGCAGCUCAGCGCCGGGCAGCUCCUCCAGUGGAUGGACACCGCCGCUUGCCUGGCUGCUGAAAAACAUGCUGGCCUUCCCUGUGUGACAGCAUCGGUGGAUGACAUACGGUUUGAAGAGACUGCCAGAGUUGGACAAAUUAUCAGCAUUAAUGCAAAGGUAAACCGGGCAUUCACUACCAGCAUGGAGGUUGGUGUAAAAGUUACCUUACAGGAUCCCCUUACUGAUGUUCAGAAACUGAUUAGCAUGGCUUUCUCCACAUAUGUGGCAAGACCAGGCUGUAAUGAAAAGGUUGACUUAAAACCAGUCCACCUUCUCACUGCACAAGAUGUCAUAGAGCACACUCUGGCUGCUGAAAGAAGGAAGAUCCGACUGGCUCAUGGAGAUGUCCUGAAUGACCUGAUGAAGGAGUGUGGUAUAGAUGGUGGUCAAAUGUGCGACCAAGAGGAAGAUGUGCUUUCCACAGAUCUUACUCAUGUGCAGAGCACUGAACUUGUCUUGCCUCCUCAUGCCAAUCAUCAAGGAAACACAUUUGGUGGCCAAAUUAUGACUUGGAUGGAAACAGUAGCUGCUAUUUCAGCAAGUCGCCUAUGUCAUAUGCACCCAACUUUGAAAUCUGUAGAUAUGUUUAAAUUUCGUGGACCUUCUACUGUUGGUGACCGGCUAGUUUUCAAUGCUAUAGUUAACAAUACUUUUGAGAAAAGUAUUGAGGUUGGAGUUCGUGUUGAAGCCUACAACUGUGAGGAAUGGGGCAAAGGUCAAGCACGACAUAUCAACAGUGCCUUUCUAAUUUUCAAUAUUUUAAACAAACAUGGAGAAUCUCUCACUGUCCCCAGAGUAAGACCUACAACAGAGGAUGCUUUAAGGAGAUUCCAUGGAGCUAUUGCACGCAAGAAAAUUAGAUUAACCAGGAAAUAUGAUCUCUUGAAGAAGGAAGACAGUUGCAUCCCUGAAUCCUGGGACAGAGGCAAUCAAGUAAAUGUAAUCGAGAGCAAUGUUGCAGCACUGACAAUCCUGGCAGCAAAGUCUGGAUGGGAAAUAAACAGCACUCAAGACCAUGUAAAAAUGUUCACUCUAGAGGAGACGGAUGCUUUGUCAAUCAAGGUUGAAAUGCAAGUACAGAUACCAUCAAACCUCGCUUUUUAUAUUUUAUCGGACUUCACUCUCCAUAUGCACUGGGUUAAACAAUAUUUAACUUGUAAGCUCAUAGAGAGUGUGACAAAAGAGGACAAAAUUUACCAGAUUGCCUCCCCAUUAAUUCAUGAUUUCUCCAUUCUUGUAUCACAAAGAAAACCUUGUAGAACUGGGGACCCUUAUAUAAUAGCUGUGAAGCCAAUUGCCUUGAAAGCUUUCCCACCUUCUAACGAGAACCCCAGAAGUGGCAUCCAAUGUGCAGGAUUCCUGAUCUAUAGCAAUGGGAACUCCUCUUUGGUAUCUUGCUUCUUCCAAGGUACUCCUUGUUUUGCUGCAAAUCUUGUUGGCCUGUUGAAAUUAACUGAAGAUACAGCUUCCCUAUACAUUCACUUUUUAGAAUCGGAGAGCAAAAAGAUGAACUGCCUUUAGCACCACUGUUGAGUCCUGCUUUUGAGUCAUUGGCUUUGUUAAUACUAUUUGAGGUACUUGAAAAUGACUAACAGUCAUUCUAACUCUUCUAAAUGGACAAGCACAGUAAUGUUUACAAUCUUGCAAACGAUCUGCCAUGUAGUUUAUAAUCAGGAAUUUUAUUAUUAAACUGUCAUAGCACAAUGUGCCACAUGAUCCAAGUCUCCACUGAAUACUUGAUCUUUAAACACUUUAACAUGUCAUUAAUUAUUUUGGAUUCCUCAGAAUGUUUGUCAAUACAAUAUAUACUUUUAAUGUAAUGAAAGAUUACUGCUUUUCUAAAGUGUAUUGUAUGUAAGUAUACAUUUUUGUAAAGAAUUUAACCGUUCUGCUGUUCAUUUCAGUGGGUUAAACUGCUGAGCUGCUGAACUUGCUGACCGAAAGGUCGGCAGUUCGAAUCCAGGGAGCAGAGUGAGCUCCCACUGUUAGCCCCAGCUUCAGCCAAUCUAGCAGUUCAAAAACAUGCAAAUGUGAGUGGAUCAAUAGCGACAGCUUCGGCAGGAAGAUAAUGGUGCUCCAUGCAGUCAUGUUGGCCACAUCACCUUGGAGGCAUCUAUGGACAAUGCCAGCUCUUUGGCUUAGAAAUGUAGAUGAGCACCACCCCCCAGAGCCUGACACGACUAGACUUAAUGUCAAGGGGAAACCUUUACCUUUACCUUAAGAACCAAAUAUGGCUAGGUAUCAAAACAUGUAUUUUACGAUUUUGGAAUUGCAUUGCUUGGCAUCCUCUAUUGGUACAGAUUUCAACUCCCACCCCCAAGCAAAACAAUUUAAGUGAUUAGUUUUCAGUGUUUUGCAUACCUAUGGUUUGCAGAGCUAUACGGAAUUAUGUAGAAUGCACUUACAGACAAAUCCUAUCUUGUUCUUCAAUGUGAGAACCUCAGUGAAAUCCAAAUAUUUGGUGACAGGGACACCAACAGAAUGAAAUAGAGGGAGGAACAAUAAUUUCCUGCUUGCAAAAUCUGUGCAUUUGCCAUAGGUCAGGAACUCUCUUGAAAUCACGUUUGUGGGCUGGGCAGGCUGAGGCCAGGGUCUGCUAUUCCAGAUUUCCUCUAUUCCAGUGAAGAUAUUUAUUUACUACAUUUGUAUACCGCCCCUCUCAGCCUUCCGGCGACCUGAGGCGGUUUACAAGGCAAAAUUCAAUGCCAUAGAAACACAAGUACAAUAUAAAAACGUUAACAUCAAUAAAAUCAUAACAAUAAAACAUAAAUCAAUAAAUUCUCAUUAAAAACA
This is a messenger RNA of Anolis sagrei ordinatus, 2999 nucleotides long. RefSeq names its product acyl-CoA thioesterase 12 (gene ACOT12). The record is from RefSeq and is a predicted model, not a curated record. NCBI's taxonomy places the organism in Eukaryota, Metazoa, Chordata, Lepidosauria, Squamata, Anolidae. Gene Ontology annotation, cellular component: cytosol; extracellular exosome. Gene Ontology annotation, molecular function: fatty acyl-CoA hydrolase activity; acetyl-CoA hydrolase activity. Gene Ontology annotation, biological process: acyl-CoA metabolic process.